CUCCGCCCUCCGUCUCCAGUCUCCCCCUUCCCUUGAGGUCGAAACCCAUUGCUCUUCUGUCAGCUUCACUGUUGAAGCAUGUGCUCUGUGUGGUUCCCCUUGCGCCCUAGGCCGUUGCGUAUUGUUUUGGUUAUCAGCGAACUUGUAAUGUUCUCAUCCCUAUCUUUUACAUACGGGUGAUUGUACACUCAAGGUUAGUCUUGUUUUCUCUUCCAUCUUUGAAUUGCAUUCAAGAGAUUUUCAUCAUUCCCUUUUCGGUAGGUGCGAUUAAAUUCGCCCUGUUUUUUUUGGCAAUUAAUAGGUGCGAAUUUGAUUUUGUUUGUUUGCAGUUAUCUUGUGUUUUCUGAUUUGUUUGCAAUUGUUUUCGGAUUCCACUUUAUUUCAUAGACUGAAAUCGGGGGAGGAAAUUGAGAGUAAAUGAGUUUUAGUUGUUAUGUCUUUUAUCUGCUUCUACAAGUUAGGUCCGAAGAUGGGACUGAAACUAAAAUAGGAGGAAGGUCCCCUGGACAAUCUUCUCAGGCAGUGGCGACUGACCGUUAAGGAGCCUUAUCUCCUCAAAUCCACAACAUGGCUUCAAGUAUGCAACGAUUUUCUUGUUUUAUUAGGAAUUAUCUCAUCAAAGUUCUCUUAUUGUUUAUUUAAAUUCUUCCACAGUUGAAUUCAAUUCUUUUGGGGCUAAUUUAUCUUUGAUUUCUUUUUUAUUUUCACUCAUAUUUCAAUGGAUUCGUUUCAAUGAGAGUUUUUCUUUAGGCAAUUAGGGUAAAAUCUCACUGAAUUUCACAUGGUCAUUUAGGUAGAUUCUUCUUUUUGCUUGGUUUUUUGGAGUAGUAAUGUAAUUAUUGAAUUCUAGAGAAUUCUUAAAUUCCUGUUGGUAUUAUACAUAAAAAAAAUUAAAUCUUUCUGCCUCCAGGCUGAUUUUACAGUCCAUUUAGAAUCAAGUGACAACAAAAUAAACUCCAUCUGAUUAUUCUACUGCUUUCUACCUCCAACUAUGGUUUUAUAGGUCUUAUUGCAAGCUAAUGAGCCUUGCCAUAAAAAAUUAAAUGUAUUGCAUCCAUUUUAAACAUUCCUUUUAUUGAAAACACCACCAGUAUGUUAUCCCAACCAUUUUGUACAAACAUGCCAAAGUAAAGUGAUGAAAACAACUAUAGCUACGGAACACCAUUUUUACAGUCAUCAUUCUAAUACAUGGCACCCCAUUUCUACGAUUAGGAUUAAUUUAGACAUUAUUGGUCGCUGAAAAAAUUAUUUAUCAUAAAAUCAUUUUAGUGAAGAUAAGUUAACUAUUUUGUUUGAAUGGAAUGGGUGUUUUUCUGGUUCCUACUAUCUCUUACGGUCGUAAUUUAAAAGCACAAGAUUCUUGGUGAUAUGCUUUUCACUACAGUUGUAAGCAAUUUCAGUUUGGGGUUUUCAAGGAGGCAGCUCCUUUCAUAUAGGGGAUGCAAUUCGAUGUUUUGGUUGUGUUAUUGGUGUUUCGUUAGCUGUCCAGAAAAGAUGUUUGUUGUUUUGUAUGUGACUGUCAGGUACUCUGGUUUGCAUUCAUCUAGAGAAUGGAUAAAUUUUGACAUAGUGGCACCGGAUGAGACUGAACCUUUGGACAAUCCCACUGAUCCUAACCUGCCUCCAUUGCAAUCUAAGAAAAACAAGCCCUCUGCUACUGCCCCUCUUCAAGGAAAAUAAGGGGAACUUGCUGUCCCAGAUUCUCAAUGACUUAAGUUGUUGUUUUAUGUUCUGUAGCAUGUGCUUUAUCUAUUAACUUUCAACCUCCUUAACAUAGUUUAGGCCUUUUAAAUGUUGUGUAAAGUUUCAGCCUCCUUGACAUAGUUUAGACUUUAGACCUUUUGAAUGUUGUGUAAACUUUCAGCCUCCUGAACAUACUUUCAGCCUCCUUAACCUUGUGACUCAAGGUUUUAUUACGUUGCAGGUUUUUUUUCCUGUUGUGUAGUUUAAUUUUUAUUUAUUGUUGAAGGCAUUCAUUUUGAUUUAA
Molecule: messenger RNA, 1987 nt
Organism: Cuscuta epithymum
Lineage: Eukaryota; Viridiplantae; Streptophyta; Magnoliopsida; Solanales; Convolvulaceae
Source: the annotation of a GenBank genome assembly